Alligator mississippiensis (American alligator) is the source of this 498-nucleotide messenger RNA. RefSeq names its product tropomyosin alpha-4 chain-like. The transcript has a single exon. NCBI's taxonomy places the organism in Eukaryota, Metazoa, Chordata, Crocodylia, Alligatoridae. The coding region runs from base 1 to 498 and encodes 165 amino acids. The record is from RefSeq and is a predicted model, not a curated record.
AUGGCAGCAGUAGCAGCUCUAGAAGGCAGGUGGCAAGAAGCCUUCACCUGGCAGUUGCGGGUGGAUGAGGCAGAGGAAAAAGCUGCCCAUCUAGAGCUGGAGUUAGAAAUGAUGAAAUCAAAGAAGGAGCAAGCCGAGGCAAAAGUGGCCGCUUUAGAGCUGCGAGUACAACCUGGUAAGAAAGAAGACGGGUCUAAAGAGAUAAAGCGCCUGAUUGCAGCGGAGGCAGAAAAGACUCGAGCGCUGGAACGGCUCAUGGCAGAGGAGGCCAAAAAGAGCAGACAGCAAGAGGAGAAGCUGCGAGAGAUGCAGAAGGAGAUGGCUGAAUGGAGGAGGAAGUCUCCAGAGCCUGAUAUGGACCAAAUAGGAGAACAAAAGGAGGUAAUGCAAAAACUUGAAAUAUCUAAGAGCCUUAUAGGAGCCCUCCAGAAAGAAGUCCAUAGUCAGGUGGCACAGAUAGAGAGCCUGCUUGAGGACUUGGAGAACUGGCAAGAGUGA